Messenger RNA from Zingiber officinale, 880 nucleotides. Its product is annotated as fasciclin-like arabinogalactan protein 9. The coding region runs from base 13 to 786 and encodes 257 amino acids. The transcript has a single exon. The record is from RefSeq and is a predicted model, not a curated record. Lineage: Eukaryota; Viridiplantae; Streptophyta; Magnoliopsida; Zingiberales; Zingiberaceae.
AGCAUUGUCAGAAUGAAGAGAACUGCCUCCCACUCCAUGGCUGCCUCUUCCUCCCUCUUGCCGUUGCUGCUCCUCGCCGCCACCCUCGUCGUCGCCAAGCCCUCCUCCUCCCCUGUCGCCGCCCCCUCCGCUGGUCCGCUCAACAUCACCGACAUCCUGGUCAACGCGACCCGCCAUCGCACGUUCGCGCGGCUGCUUCGCGAGACGCAGGUGGAUCUGCAGGUGGACAAGGAGCUCGGCGACGACGACACCGGCAACACCUUCACCGUGCUGGCCCCUUCGGAUGCCGCCUUCCUCGGCCUCCGCUCCGGCGUCCUCAACGCGCUCUCCCAGCAGGACCAGGAAGAGCUGGUGCUCUACCACCUCCUGCCCCAUUACUACUCCCUGCCCAUGUUCGUCACCGCCAGCAACCCUGUCCGCACCCAGGCCUCCGGCAACCACGGCGCCUACACCCUCAACGUCACCACCGACAACGACAUGCGCGUCAACGUCUCCACCGGCGUCGUGAGGACGCCCAUCGCCGGAAGCCUCUUCGACGACGGCGAGAAGCUCGCGGUGUACACGCUCGAGAAGGUGCUGCUGCCCUACGACCUCUUCGGGCCGAGAUCCCCGGCGUCCUCGAAGCCGGACUCCAAGGUCCCGUCCGCGCAGUCGGCCGCCGACGUGGCGCCGGCAGCGGGAGAGAACAUAGUGGCCGCGGCCGGGUUGCGCGCGUGUCGGAGGAACUUGAUGGCGGCGUUCGGCGCUCUUGCGAUUGCAAUCCACUGCUUCGCCUCCAUCAAUUGAUUGGUUACUUAAAUCUUAAUUAUUAUUGUUCUUUGCUAUGUAUAAUCAAUCAUUUGCCACUUGUGAUGUAUUGAUUUGUUACUUAAAUCUUUAA